AGGGUGCAGCCCACUUCUUCUCCCCUCCACCUCCUUCUUCUUUCCACUGUGAUGACACCGCCCUGAAGGAGAGAAGCUCUGCAGAGCUCCUAACUCUCUGCUAGCUUCAGUUUCCUUAUUGGCACCAUGACGUCAUCUUUACCCUGGAAAUUCCACUUGCUCUCCUGUGCCCCCACUUUUGUCCCAGUCCUCAGAGUCCUGCUUAUAAAGAGGGGAUCCCGACUCAGUAUCAGCACAGAACACAGUCAGGUUCUGAAGCUUCUGGGUUCUGUAGCCUCAGCUCCAGGAAAGCCUCUCCUCCACCAAGACCAUGAAACUCUGCGUGACUGUCCUCGCUCUCGUGCUAGUGGCUGCACUCUGCUCUCCAGCACUCUCAGCACCAAUGGGUUCAGAUCCUCCGACAGCCUGCUGCUUCUCUUACACCCUGCGGAAGAUCCCUCGCAACUUCGUGAUAGAUUACUAUGAGACCAGCAGCCUUUGCUCCCAGCCAGCUGUGGUAUUUCAAACCAAAAAGGGCAGACAAGUCUGUGCCAACCCCAGUGAACCCUGGGUUCAGGAGUACAUGGAUGACCUGGAACUGAACUGAGCCACUUCAAGCACAGGGGCAGGAGGCCUCCAGGGAAGGUCACCUGAGCCUUACUCUUCUCAGUGAGAUGCGUCCUCUCCACGUUUACAGCGCCUCUCAGUCCCUGUUCCUUCUCUUAAUUUAAUCUUUAUUAUGUGCUGUAUUAUUGUAUUUGGUGUU
This is a messenger RNA of Pteropus alecto (black flying fox), 745 nucleotides long. Its product is annotated as C-C motif chemokine 4. The transcript is spliced from 3 exons. NCBI's taxonomy places the organism in Eukaryota, Metazoa, Chordata, Mammalia, Chiroptera, Pteropodidae. Gene Ontology annotation, molecular function: CCR chemokine receptor binding; chemokine activity. The coding region runs from base 311 to 586 and encodes 91 amino acids. Gene Ontology annotation, biological process: lymphocyte chemotaxis; cellular response to interleukin-1; G protein-coupled receptor signaling pathway. The record is from RefSeq and is a predicted model, not a curated record. Gene Ontology annotation, cellular component: extracellular region.